AUGGUCGGAUCCGACUCGAAGGCAGGUCCCCAUCGCUCCUUCGAUUACUCUGAGGAUCUUUAUCGCUGCAUCGACCAAUUGUUUCAAAUAUCUUUACUACUGCACAAUGUCUAUCACAGCCGGUUCCUAAUAAUCAUUCUGGGCACACCUCCAGCCACGGAGACCCAGAUUGGGAUUUACAACAACACCAAGCACACGAUCUCCGCCCGCAUCACCAAUGACAAUGGUGACACGGGGUCUGCUGGAUUCUCAGAUAUCGAGCCAGGGAAGUACGAUUUGUGGAAUCGAAGCCACUGGCAAGUGGCCUUCGUGUUGAAGCACUCGGUCGAGCCAUCUAAUCCCAAGGCGUUGACUUUGAUCGUGAAGCCUACGGGGGUUUACUACGUCAACGAUGAGUAG
Suillus discolor is the source of this 399-nucleotide messenger RNA. RefSeq lists its product as uncharacterized. The record is from RefSeq and is a predicted model, not a curated record. The transcript is spliced from 3 exons. Bases 1 to 399 code for a protein of 132 amino acids. NCBI's taxonomy places the organism in Eukaryota, Fungi, Basidiomycota, Agaricomycetes, Boletales, Suillaceae.